AUGACACAUGGUAGACAUUCAUCAGGAUCUGGAACGCCAGAGAGGGCAUUGAUCAUGAAAGUCCACCGUCGACAUGACAGAAGAAGAGGACUAGGAUUAAUUGUGAUAAGUCUCUCAAUACUUAAUUUUCUUUGGGUUGUCAACUUUUAUAUAUCUAGCUUUUCAUCCUCACAGGAAGAUUUAUUUGAACUAUCGCCACAACUAACACACAGCUUGUCCUUUCUAAACGAUUCUGAAGACUUUGGGAGACUAGUGGACCGCUUAAAUUUUAAUUUUUUGUUGAAUACUAAACCGUGUGAUACUAGUAGUGACAUCUUUAUGUUAGUGUUUAUCCACAGUGCACCAGAACAUUAUCAUAACCGCCAGACAAUCCGCCAGACUUGGGGUCUAGAAACAAAUCUUGUGAACGAUUCUUUCCGUGUCGUGUUUCUGGUUGGAGAAGUACAGAACCAAAGUGUUCAGUUGACGCUGGAGGAAGAAAACAAAGUAAAUCAGGACAUUAUUCAAGGAAAUUUUAUUGAUAGCUAUCGAAAUCUUUCAUACAAAUACGUAAUGGGACUUAAAUGGGUCACAUAUUUUUGUCGUCAAGCUAGGUAUGUAUUAAAAGCAGAUGAUGACAUCUAUAUUGAUAUCUUUCAAUUGGUUCGGCAUAUAAAAGUCUCUUUUGAAGUCUCUCAUGGAGAAGGCUUGGUUGUGUGUUUUCUCAUAAAGAAACCCUACGUGAAAAGGAGUCAAAGAAGUAAGUGGCGUGUAAGUUUUGCAGAAUAUCCAGGAACGUAUUACCCAUCAUACUGCUCUGGAUGGGCAGUUCUAAUGUCCCCUCUUAUGGUUUAUAACCUUUAUCUUCAGUCCUCACGCGUUCCUUACUUUUGGGUGGACGAUGUCUAUGUAACAGGCACGCUUGUAAAAAUUUUAGGCGUAAAACACGUAGACAUAACAACAUCUAUGUCUGUCAAUAAAGAAUAUGUCAUCAGUUGGCUUCAGAAUAAUGACACUUCUCUACCUCCACCGUUUGGAUACCCCGAUCUGUCCCCUGAAAAUAUCCAUGCCUUAUGGACUAAAACCUUGCUUUAUUACAACAAAAGUGGUACUUCUUAG
Messenger RNA from Limulus polyphemus (Atlantic horseshoe crab), 1098 nucleotides. RefSeq names its product beta-1,3-galactosyltransferase 5-like. Bases 1 to 1098 code for a protein of 365 amino acids. The transcript is spliced from 2 exons. Lineage: Eukaryota; Metazoa; Arthropoda; Merostomata; Xiphosura; Limulidae. The record is from RefSeq and is a predicted model, not a curated record. Gene Ontology annotation, cellular component: membrane. Gene Ontology annotation, molecular function: hexosyltransferase activity.